AUGACUGCGACAAUUGGCAGAGUGACUCUAAGAAAGGACGAGGAAAAUACGGUCGCAAUGAUCACAGUACCGAAGGUUGGUUGGGAGCCUAUCAAGUUCAGUGAGGAAGAGGAAGAAGGGAUCAUUUACCCACACGAUGACCCGAUGAUUAUUCGAGUUGAAAUCGCAGACCACGAUGUAGGACGAGUGCUGAUCGACAAUGGAAGCUCGAUAACGCCAUUGCUGAGCUUUUCUGGGGAUCUGGUCCAGCCAGUCAGCAGUGUCAGUUUGCCUAUUGCCUUCGGCGUUGCCCAUCGAAAAACAAUGAUAUAUGACCAGUUUCUCAUUAUCUACUGCCCAAAGGCAUACAAUGUCAUUGUCGGACAAACGGCACUCAAUGGAAUCAAAGCGCACAAGUCCCCCCACAUGUUGCUGAUGAAGUUUCCAACCUGCAAUGGUACUGGCGUUAUCCGAGGAGAUCAGCUCAGUGCACAAACGUGUUAUGCGACGACCCUAAAAUCAGUAGCUUGCAAGCCUCCGAUGGAAGCCAUGUCUGUGCAAGAGCUACCGAACGGUAGCGGGCCAAUAAACGACCCAAGAGAGGAAACACCAACGCCGCUUGCGCAACUUGCUGAGGAAAUGGAAACAAUAAUGCUGAACGAAGAGCAUCCCGACCGAUGUGUUAAGAUCGGCACCACACUCAACCCCCACAUCCGAAUGCAGUUCAUAGAUUUUUUGCGGCACCAUGCGGAGGUCUUCGCCUGGUCCUAUGACGACAUGCCAGGUAUAUCACCUGAAGUCAUCAGCCACAAGCUCAGCAUCUCCCCUGCCUAUAAACCCGUCAAACAGAAGCGUCGUUUGUAUGAUGCUGAACGGUAUGAGGCCAUGCGUACCGAAGUUGACAAGCUAAAAGCCAUCGGCUUUAUCAGGGAAGCUACGUACCCCGUUUGGCUUGCCAACUCAGUCGUGGUUCGAAAGGCCAAGGGCGAAUGA
Molecule: messenger RNA, 972 nt
Organism: Prunus armeniaca (apricot)
Lineage: Eukaryota; Viridiplantae; Streptophyta; Magnoliopsida; Rosales; Rosaceae
Source: the annotation of a GenBank genome assembly